Prosopis cineraria is the source of this 1249-nucleotide messenger RNA. Its product is annotated as nudix hydrolase 13, mitochondrial-like. The transcript has 5 exons. Gene Ontology annotation, cellular component: cytoplasm; nucleus. Gene Ontology annotation, molecular function: pyrophosphatase activity. Lineage: Eukaryota; Viridiplantae; Streptophyta; Magnoliopsida; Fabales; Fabaceae. The record is from RefSeq and is a predicted model, not a curated record. The coding region runs from base 401 to 1099 and encodes 232 amino acids.
GCGGCCCUCGCAGAAAGGCAUUGCUCUGUGUUUCUGUGUAAACCAUUUCUUCCUUUUCUUUCCUCUUUGGUCUUCUAUUGAUUCUUGAUUCAGGGGUUCGUGUUACUUUUGCUAUUUGGUGAGAAGGAACAGAAAAAAAGCCAUUUAAAACUGUAACAACCAUACUUAGAACCUCCACUUGGUCAAUCUUUUAAUCCAUAACGCUAACCUUGGCCACAAUAUAAUCUUUCCUUUCUUCUCUGUCUCUCUCUCUCUCUUUCUCAUCUUGGUUGUGCUUCAGAAACUUGUUUCAUUUUAUCUCAGCGUUAUGAAGGCUUAAGCUGGGUGACACUCUCCAUUUUGUUCUGAUAUUCCUCUGUUUUAAGAUUCUUUGGGCUGCAACUAGAAAUUAGAACCUGCCAUGUCGUCUGUACAAGUGUCAGCACGAACGGGACGACUUCGACAACGUUACAAAGACAAUUUGCGCCUUGUCUCUGGAUGUAUCCCGUACAGAUGGAAAAAGAACAACCAUCAGAAGGGAGAUCUGGAGGACAUAAUAGAAGUUCUUAUGGUUUCUUCACCCAAACGUGACGACCUUGUAUUCCCAAAGGGGGGCUGGGAGGAUGAUGAGACUGUUACUGAAGCUGCUUGCCGUGAAGUUUUUGAAGAAGCUGGAGUCAAAGGGAUACUAAGAGAAACUUCCUUAGGAAUGUGGGAGUUUAGAAGCAAAAGCAGCCAGGACUUAUGCUGCCUGGAAGGAGGCUGCAGAGGAUACAUGUUUGCCUUGGAGGUGACUGAAGAACUUGAGACCUGGCCAGAGCAGAAAAACCGUACUCGUCAGUGGUUGAACAUAAGGGAUGCAUUCAGACUCUGCCGAUAUGACUGGAUGUGUAGGGCACUGGAGGAGUUUUUGAGAGUAAUGGCAGUGGAGAGAAGUCUUAAGAAGCAAGAUGCUCCAGUUGAUCCUCCUUCAAAUUCGAUAGCAGAUGUCUCAGAAGGUCAAAUUCUGUCAUCUAACUGUUAUAAAAUACCCUCUACUACUCAACACCAUAGCAUGUCUUCAAAACCCACUCUCCUAGCACUUGCUUCUCAAGGGAUAGCCGUUCAGUUUGGUUUUUGACAUAUUCUGCACCCUUGUGCACUAGGUUUCUGUAAUGAAUCAUUUAUGUCCAGUAAGUCCUUCCAAUUUGAAAGAGAACAAACUGUAAAGUAACGAUUUGGGUAAACUAUUUGGCUGUGGACUUUAAUGUAGCUUCUUUUGCUUUCUUUA